AUGGAAGAAGCUAAUUCGGUUAAUAGUCCAAGACGAGUUCUAAGCUUCUCCGAGAAAAAUAAACAGAAGCCCUGUUUUCAAGAUUCAGGCAGCGUACAAGUGCAUGGAUCUAAACCAUCUGAGGUGUAUGGCUUUGUAGGGUCAAUAUCCACUGUUGUUGCCACAGUGAUCUUUUUGAUAUGGGCAUAUGUAUCAGAUAAACUGUUGGAGUCUAUUGGGAUCCAUUACUACCCAAGCAGGUAUUGGCUAUUGGCUCUGCCCACGUAUCUUAUUGUGGCUUUGGUGUUAGCUUUGGCGUUUUACAUUGGUCUCAACUUCACCACCACUCCACACCCUACCUCUCUCAAUACCUUGUUUGGUGAGUACGUUUGCAUAGUUCAUAGUACACUGUGGUAUGAGUACAGUCGAGAACCCGGGGAGUUUGAUACUCAGGUGGAGGAAGGGGAUGAGAGGCCUAUAGAUCCAAUCUCUGACAUUGAUCUUACAAGAAUCAAUCUUCUUAUGUUCAGUUCAAGUGAUGAUAUAUGCGUUCCAGUUCUUUAG
This is a messenger RNA of Eruca vesicaria subsp. sativa (arugula), 543 nucleotides long. The record is from the annotation of a GenBank genome assembly. NCBI's taxonomy places the organism in Eukaryota, Viridiplantae, Streptophyta, Magnoliopsida, Brassicales, Brassicaceae.